Molecule: messenger RNA, 3630 nt
Organism: Chlorella variabilis
Lineage: Eukaryota; Viridiplantae; Chlorophyta; Trebouxiophyceae; Chlorellales; Chlorellaceae
Exons: 11
Coding region: 1-3630 (1209 amino acids)
Molecular function (GO): glycosyltransferase activity
Source: RefSeq, a predicted model, not a curated record
AUGCACACCAGCAAGCCGCCUCGCGGCGCUGAGGGUGCUGCGAUCAAGACGCGCCGCACGGCGCUGUGGGCGCUGCUGACCGCGAGCCUCCUGGCGGCGGCGCUCUUGUGGCAGUGGCGGCAGCUGCUCGGCGCGCAGCUCGCAGACACCAUGACGGCCCGGCUGGCAGGCGAUGGCAGCACCAAGACCGUGCAUUCCCUCGGCAGGCUGGGCCUGCUGCACGGCAGAGCAGGCAGCCUGGGCCUGGGCGGCGGCGGCGGCGACAGCGGCAGCGGCGGCGGGCGCGCGCCACGCGACGCCGCCGCCAGCUGUGCCCUGGACGUCGCCGCCUCCCAGUUUGCAGACAGCUGUACGCUGCUGCGGGACGUAUGCGUGGACCAGGGUACCGCCAUUCUGUACCGGGAGGAGGACACUCUGCAGCUGCGGCAGGCUGACGGCCCGGGCUACGAGCUGAUCGAGCCGCUGCACAGCUUCGCCAAGUUUACCUACAUCUACCGCAGCGACGGCGGGGCCGACCCGCGGUACCGCGCGCCACCCAUCCGGCUGCGCCCCGCGGCACAGGCGGAGGGCGCUGGGUACCUGCGGGACCCCUCCUUCUCCUCCUGCACCGUGCCAAUACUGUGGUACCCUUUUGAGCGGCUCUCCAACUUUGCCCACGUGUACAGGGACAACGCCGCCAAGCUGCUGGGCGUGCUGCGUGGCACACCCUGGGCCCGCCACGCCAAGCUGGUGCUCAUGACGGCUGAGGGCCUUUCGGCGCCAGACUGGAACUAUGCCCUGUUGCAGCCGCUGUCGCCACUCAAGGUCGAAACGUGGGCCGACUUCUCGGCCCGCCUGCCAGGGGCGGAGCCGGCGGCGGCCGGCGGCGGCGGCUGCGUGCGGGGUGGCUGGGAAGGCGAGGAUGCGGGCGCAGCGGGCGCAGGGCUGCCGCUGAGCUCAGAAGGCGGCCCGCAGCGCUGCUUCCGGCACAUGUACGUCUGUGCCAGGGGAAUUAACAUCACCAGCUGGCCGCUGCACGGCCUGGGCCAGCACCUGGUGAAGCACUAUGGCAGCCUCAUCAAAGCAGCGGCGGCAGCAGGGCAGGCUGCGCCAGCAGCAGCGCGAGCAGCAGCCGGGGAGCAGCAGCAGCAGAGGCAGCAGGGAGGUGACGAUCGGGAGGAUGAAGGCUCUGAUUCUGCCGGCGCCAGCGGCAGCAGCCGACCGGGCGGCGGCGAUCGUGUGCUGCGCAUUGUGUUCCACAAGCGCAGCACAAAGGACCGCCAGCUGCUGAAUGCCGCAGACCUGCUGGACCGCUGCAACCGCUGGCAGUACACCAGCCGGGCGGGGCAGCGGCUGCGCGCCAGCUGCGCAGAGGUACAGCUCAUGAGCUUGCUGUCAGGCAUGGCGGCGGCGCAGGAGGCGGAUGUGUUUGUGGGCGUGCACGGCGCCAACAUGGCCAACGCCUGGCUCAUGCGCCCCGGCUCGAGCAUGAUUGAGCUGCAGCCCUACGGCUUUGACCAGGGGCCUGCACACCUGCAGUACCCUCUGUUCAACAAGAUGGACAACGACACGGCGGUGCUGUGGUGGCUCAUCUCUGUGUGCGAUCCCAAGGCCUCCACACCCGGGGAGCAGGAGGCCAGGGGGGUGGGCACGCCCAGCCGCUGGCCCCGGGACCGCAACUUGCGCGUCAGCUGGGGCGCGCUGCGGCGGGUGCUGGAGACGGUGGUGGAGGUGGAUGGCGACAUGCGCGAGUACCGGCGGCGGUGGGAGGAGGGGCGGUGGUGGUGGUGGCUGGGGCGCGGCGGCAGAGGCUGCCCUCUGGCACAUUCGCGUUUUUGGAAUACGGGUAGAGCCGUAAAAGCUCACGGGUUCGAGUUAUUUCCUAAAUUCCUAAAAACCCUGCUCGGCGGUAGCGCCCCCCCCCCCUGGCGCCAGCGAGGCGUGCUGCCCAGGCUGAUGGCGCCGGCGCAUACCACCGCCGAUAAUCCAUUACCGGCGCGAAACCGAGUUAUCACAGCCUGCCAAGGCUUGACUGCCAACCGGGAGCGAGACUGGGAGCACGUGCUGGAAGGCCGUUUGGACGCGCUGCGGAAGCGCGGCGGCUAUGUGGCCAGCGGCUUCAUCGGGGCGCUUGCGCUCCUGGUGCUGAUGUUGGUCGCCGCCCCCGUUCUGCGGGGGCAAGCUGCCCAGCUGUGGCCUGAGCGGCGCCGCUACAGCCUAUUCACCGCUCCAGACGGCGGUUGGCUGGAUUCAGACGUUGUGCAGGAGCCCAGGGCCUGGGAAGAGCUGCCAUUCAGUAUUUUCACCACGCCCAUCUCCCGCUGCUCCAUCACCCCCGACGGUGUGCCGCCGCUCCACCGGCAUCCCGCUCUGACAAUGGUUGUCUCAUGCUGGCUGAAAAAAUGCAGUGCAAAAAAAUGCAUAUUGGUGCUGCAAUUACGGCCACAACGUGCAGCGGGGUUUCUGCGCUGCCCCAUGCUGCCGGAGACCGCUCCCGCCAGGCGUGUGCUGCUUGCAGGCGACGUCAUGCUGCGGGCCCCCGCCACCGAGCUGCCCUUCUUGUUCAACCUCACAACUGAGGCGCUGCCAACCAAGCAGGAGUCGUGCGGGCACUGCCAGGCACCGGUGGGGGACAACUGCAACAUCACCAAGCUGCCGCACUCGUGCUGCGGCGUGUGCCAGUUCGACGGGCGCAUGUGCGGCAAGCUCUACCCCGGGGAGGGUCGGUCGGAGGCGGCGGCGCAGCGGCUGCUGCAGGAGGGCUACCGCCUGCAUGCCUUCACGCCCUGCGAGCUGUUCCAGCGCAUUCGCGGCCGCACGCUGUGGUUCAUGGGAGACAGCCAGACCUGGCACUUUUAUUAUGCUCUAGAGUGCUUCCUGCGGGAGUUUGCACCCACGCUGCAGCGCUCGGAUCCGGUGCCUGCCAAGCAGAUGGAGACGCUGGCCACAGCCAGGCAGGGGUACUGCCACAAGUGGUGGGCCGUACCGCCAGAGUGUCUGGAGCUGGCGCACGGCACGCGGGUGUGCAUCGUGCGGGCGGACACGGCUGGGGACAUGCUGGAUGCGGUGCUGCCCACGCUUAUGGAGCAUGUGCCUGGUUUCCAGGACGACAUACUGAUGUGGAAUACCGGCCUGCAUUAUUUUGAGUUCGACGGACCCCAGGUGUGCGCCGCCAACGGCACCUGCGGCGUGCCCGGCGCGGGCAGCAAGUACGUGCGGGAGCUGCGCCAGCUGGCCGACUUCCGGGCCGCCCACCGCGGCCGCCUGCCGGCUACGGUGUGGAUGGACACCCCACCGCAGCACUUCCCCGGCAGCGGCUACUACGUGGGCGACUUCCAUUCCGAGGACUGCAUGGCCUGGGAGGCGUGGCAGCGCGGGGAGGCUGUGGCGCGGGCGGGCGGCAUGUGGAACGUGGCAGCGGCGCCGUUUGUGGCGGAGUUGGCAGACGUGCACCUGCGGACCUGGAACGCCAGCAUCCCCUUUUGGGCCACGCACAUGCCGCGGGAGUGCACCCACUGGUGCCAGCCCAGCGCCUACCACACCUGGCUGUACCUGCUCAACGAGGCGCUCCGGGACGGCGGCAUCGGCGGCGACCCGGCGGUGUCGGAGGCGGCGCCGCGCCCGCAGCUGCGGCGGCGACCCGUUGCCUGA